CUCCGCUCCCAGGCGCGGUGCUGCUGAUUUCUGUCCCCCUGCUUUCCUCCUGGAUAACUCAGAUGAGCAAAUUGACGGACUCACCGGAACACCUCCACGCUGUGCACGAAUACACUUCUUUAUUUUCUCUUUAUCUGCUUUGUUUUCGGCCGCACAGCCUUUUUUUAAAAUCUCGGAGUACAAGCGAGCAAACCGGGCGCGUAAAAACCAAGAACUCCAGAAACCAUGGAUUUAUGGAUAAAGUUGUUGUUGCUGUGCUGCUGCUGCUGCUUUGGAGCAAGUGCGGACUUCGAUGGGAGGUGGCCUCGACAGAUGGCGUCAUCCAAUGGGCUGUGUCGGUACGGGGCCAGGGUGGACUGCUGCUGGGGCUGGACACGCCGCUCCUGGGGUCACUGCCAGCCUCUCUUCGCCUUAACUCACAGAGUAGUCGGGAUAAGGUGCCAACCCCAAGCUGUGUGCCAGCCCGGCUGUAAGCACGGAGACUGCGUGGGACCCAAUAAGUGCAAGUGCCAUCCGGGUUUCACUGGCAAGACCUGCAAUCAAGACCUGAAUGAGUGUGGGCUGAAGCCGAGGCCCUGUAAACACAGGUGCAUGAACACAUACGGGAGUUACAAGUGCUACUGCCUGAACGGCUACAUGCUGAUGCCUGAUGGGACGUGUGGAAACACUCGCACUUGUGCUGUGGCCAACUGCCAGUACGGUUGUGAGGUGCUGAAAGGAGAGGUCCGAUGUCAGUGUCCGUCGCCGGGGCUGCAGCUGGCUUCAGAUGGAAGAACCUGUGUGGAUGUGGAUGAGUGUGCAGCAGGGAUUGCCGUGUGUCCCAGGUUCAGGAAAUGUAUCAACACCUUUGGUAGCUACAUCUGCAAGUGUCACGAAGGCUUUGACCUGCAAUACAUCAACGGAAAAUACCAGUGCUUAGAUGUGGAUGAGUGCUCUUUAGGCCUGAGCCACUGCAGCAGCUUCGCCACCUGCUACAACACGCCGGGCUCAUACAAGUGCAAAUGCAAAGACGGCUACAGGGGGAUGGGCCACGACUGUAAACCCAUUCCAAAGGUGGUGAUUGACCCUCCGAGACCCGGCAAACCGCCUCCGAAUCAUCACAACCACAUCCCAGACUUGGAUCACAGGAGGAUCCCCACAGUCCGCCCGACGGUGCCUCCAAAAAGACCCAUCACCGCCGCCCCCAAAUUACCAGCCACAACUACGACCAAAGCCCCUCCGCUUCCCGGGAGGGUGACGCCGCCCCCGCGCAGGCCGGCCGUGCCAACUCGCAAGCCUUUCAUCCCGACGAGAAAGCCCACGCUCAAACCCUACGUCCCACCAAAGCCAGCGGCUCCCACCAGACGACCCCCGCCGCCGCCGCCUCCACCCGUCACACCAGUAGACAACAGCAUCCAGAGGGAGGUCACCAAACAGAGAGGCGAUGUGCACAUCCCUCGGAACCCCGGCCACAACACCAUUCCUGACGCCGACUUUGACAUUGAGCUUGGCAACACAGCAGACGAAGCCAAGGACGACCCAGAGUCGGGCUAUUUGAGCUGCUUCUUUGAUGACGGCCUGUGUGGUUGGAUCAGGGACAAAGAUGGAGACCUGCACUGGGAGACGACACCUGAUCCAGCAGGUGGACGGUAUCUUACAAUCCCAGAGACAGGAAACAAGCGGACUGGACGAGGGGCUCGCCUCGUCCUCCCGCUCACCCCGCCCUGGAAUGAUGGCAAUCUGUGCCUGUCAUUCCGGCACAAACUGGCAGGCCACCACGUGGGAAUGCUGCAAGUGUUUGUGAAGAAAGGAAAGCAGUACAGUCCGGCGGUGUGGGGCCGGACGGGAGGUAACGGCUGGAGGCACACCCAGAUCACGUUGUGGGGUACAGGCCUAGAAAGUGUGAUCCUGAAGGGGGAGCGUGGGCGGGGCAGAAGUGGAGAGAUGGCCGUGGACGACAUGACUCUAAGAAAAGGCUCCUGCAAGGAGGAGCACAAUCUGAGGAGACUCUGAUUAAAAUAACUAAGACGGGCGGGGAAAAACAAGAGCAAACCUCCUAAAGAGAACUUACUCUGUUGGGACAACUGUUUAUCUGCCCGGACCCUCACUUGUCCCUCUCUCAUCGCUCUGACUCUCCCAUGAAUGGUGUCCCAGAAAAAAGGCAGUGGAUUUCUCCCAUUCGAGUGUCCAUGAACAAAAUGAGACAAGCUUAAUCCCACAGGCCAUCACAGCCCUUUUACUCAACUGUCUUGAAAUUCUAAAACCUUGCAUGAAUUGAUUCAUCAUGGAAAUGUCCUCCACCUUCCACAGAUGUGACAGCCUUAAGCCACACCGCUGAGAGGUCCCCCCUGACUCAUUUCUUUCUGGAGAAAUAUCUGUUCCUUCAUGUUAGACUCAUUGUUUCUAUUAUCGUUUUGUUUUAAACAAAAAACUGUUACUUUUGAUUUGCUUCAGGUUGAAUGUGGCCGAGAAUGCAUCAUGGACAUAGUUUAGUAAAAAAAAAUCUGAAAAAAUGGACAAAUUGUGUAUUUCAUAAUUUGUUUUUACUACAAGUUCAAUGCAGACCAAGAGUUUAAAGCAGCAGGUCAGAUAAAAUCUGUUUUUGUUGCUCUAAUCAGAGAUCAGAGGCCUGCGAUCUGAAGCAGUUUCAACAUACCCAGGAUUCUUUUACAAGACCUGACUCAAUCUACCCUAACGAUAAAAAACCAUGCCUAUCGGCACAUAAAAGCAGGUUAUCAUCUCAAAAUGUCAACCCAGAUUUUCCAAAUUUCAAAACAAACUGAAUGCAGGUUCUUGUUCAGACUGUUUUAAAUGCCCUUAAAAACAAAAUAAAAUUAGCCCAAUUAGGAUUUAGUGAAAUGUUACACAGUGUUUCAGUUAAUUUGAUAUUUUGAUUAGUCUUGAAAAAACAUUUAUUGCUCUGAAUGGAAAAAUGAUCAAACACUCAAUUAAACAAAGCAGUAUGAAAUGCACUACACCCUCAUUUAUUAGAGUGAAAAGCCACUUUUUAAAGUAUUUAUUGAAACAAUAAUCAUGAAUUAGUUCGUAGUUUUGUUGACAGGAACAAACUUUAGAGUAAUCAGCCUCUGUUUUAGUCUUUGUAAACAUCAGUUCUAGUGAGAAUUUUUUAACAAAGACGCAUUGAGGUUAUGGUUAGUUAAUAACAGAAAUGGAGAUAAUCCAUUUUUUGUUUUGUUUUAUUUUCUAAAAACAUUAAUAGACCAAGAGACAGUCCUUUUACUCUGUUUUACAUAUUACACAUCAAAGACAACUUGCUCCUAAUUGUGUUAAAUCCCUAGCAUCUGUUAUUCAGGCAACAGACGAAGCUUCAUGAUGCUGAAAAUCCAGAUCUAACCCUGUAGUUCCCUCACCAAGCUGUUUAUCCUGCUUCGUAGUAUAGGCUUCUUGUCUACAGGAGCACUGAGGGGUUUGUAUAUCUUUUGUUUUUUUAAUAAAAUGAAAUAUAUAAACAUCUUUUACACCACAUUAUUUUUAACAACAUCUGCUCAUACGAUAAAUUAUUAAAGUCACGCUAACCAAUAGGUGCUUUCCUCCUUUGUUUUUCUUAUUUGUGUUUCAUGUCAGAUUGUACUUUUAAAUAUAGUAUGUUCUGCCACUUAUGGUACCAAAUAUCUUCUGAAAACAAUGAAGAGAGUUGUACUCGCUCACAGUCAACAGCCCAAAGUGUAUUUUUUUUGUUUCUCCAUCUAUUAAUAUGUAAAACCAAAGGACUUUAAAUAUGGUCAUCCUUUUAGCGACUCUAUGACCUGUGUGUGUUUGAAGGCCACUGAUAAAGCUCACUUUUUAAAAAUGCUUACUUGCUGAGUUUGGUCUUAAACAGCUCAGGUUGUCUUUUUGUCUCCAAUGCAUUUUUAAAGAUCUCCUCCUUUCCCUAAAGUUAACUCUCUUCAGAUACUUGAAGUGUGGUAAAAAAAAAAAAAAUAAAUUAAACAUUCUUGAGACUCAAUUCAAUUUAUUUUAUAUUGUGCUUUGUUAUAAUUAAGUGCAUUUUAUUACAGACAACAAUACCAAGAACUUUAUAAGCUGAUUGGUAUAACUGUAAAUGUAGUUGUGUGUACAUACUCUAUACAACACCAUAUGCUGUGUGAUUUAUAUGUUGUGUAAAUUCAAACAUGGAUUUUAAUUGGCUUUCCAAGCGGUUGGUAUUUGAAUGUUUAAUUAAAGAACAGAUGAAAACCUUGUGCAGUGAAACCCUGUGUUGAAAGUUCACAAAUUGUGUGUAUUCUUGUAGACAAAUGCUCUGUCUCCUUUGCAAAGCACAUGGUUUGUGUGUUGUUUGCUGUGGUAAUAGAGUGAACAUUUUUCUGUACUGUUUGCAUAGAGACAUUCACAAGAGUCACCAUUUAUUCAAACUGGUAUGUAAAUAAAAUAUCUUUUGCUGAUAUGA
Molecule: messenger RNA, 4387 nt
Organism: Austrofundulus limnaeus
Lineage: Eukaryota; Metazoa; Chordata; Actinopteri; Cyprinodontiformes; Rivulidae
Gene: npnta
Product: nephronectin a
Cellular component (GO): membrane
Molecular function (GO): calcium ion binding
Source: RefSeq, a predicted model, not a curated record